AUGUUACUUACCUGGGAGUCAGUAACCUUUUUCUUUUUAAGUAUUGCAGGCGAUACCCCUCCUGAAAGCUGUAUUUUUAGCCAAGUACUGAAUAUAACAGCAUUUCUAGUGAUUGCUGUUGCUGUCCUCCGUUAUGCACAGCUUAAAGCAAAAGUGAAGAAGCCAUGGCUCAAUAUCUUUGGGCUGAUAGCACCUUCUCUAUCAUCUUUUGGAAUGACACUAGUAGCCAAUUUUCAGCUGUCUAAUGAUAGAAUAAUACAUAAUAUGGGUGCAGUGAUCACCAUUGCCUGUGGAACUGCAAGCUGCUGGAUCCAUGCUGUUCUGACUUUCCAAGGAAAUAUAAAUAAUGAAGGGCGAAAACUUGGAAUCUUCCGUGUUAUCCUCUCGGUGAUAAUCACCUUGGGUUUCAUCACAUACUUUUUUCUGCUAGCUCAACAGACCUAUUUGCCUGGAGCAAGGGUUCAAUGGACUUCAAUCACAUGUUUACUCUUGUAUGUAGUGACAUUUGCAAUGGACUUUCGACAUUAUGAUUUUGAGGUCCAUGGCACAGAGAAGCAAGCAAACCCAACGGGAAAUGUCUCCAACAUCAUCUCUGAGUACCGUUCAGAGCACUUGUAG
This is a messenger RNA of Pristis pectinata (smalltooth sawfish), 618 nucleotides long. RefSeq names its product transmembrane protein 150C (gene tmem150c). The coding region runs from base 1 to 618 and encodes 205 amino acids. Lineage: Eukaryota; Metazoa; Chordata; Chondrichthyes; Rhinopristiformes; Pristidae. The record is from RefSeq and is a predicted model, not a curated record. The transcript has 5 exons.